Salvia hispanica is the source of this 2594-nucleotide messenger RNA. RefSeq lists its product as uncharacterized. Lineage: Eukaryota; Viridiplantae; Streptophyta; Magnoliopsida; Lamiales; Lamiaceae. The record is from RefSeq and is a predicted model, not a curated record.
UUAUCUUCCUCUGUUUCUCAUUUUCUCUUCCAUUCACACUUGUCUCUCUGCUUUCUCUCUCCAUCUUCACUGAAACUCCCAAAAAAGCCAUAUUUGUAGCGUGAGUUUUAUGGUUGAGGCGUCGCUGCAUGUAACCGUGGAGACCGAGUCGCUGGCGCCUGUUGAGUCGGUUUCCUCGUUGAUUUUUUCAAACCUCCCAUCAAAAUUGAUUCCGUUGCUUCCGACUCAAUUUAUACGAUUCGGAUGUUUCUCUCUGGAUAUGGCCGGUUUUAGUCCUCACAAGCUCUUCUUAUUCAUCCGCCUUUAUCUUCUCACCUUCAUCUCCGCUUUUAUUUUCAGGUUGCAAGGAGAUGGGAGUGGUGCCUUGAACAAGAGCGACGAGAAAAUAGAAUUCGUUGAAGCAGAGAGGCUGGAUUUUUUGAAGGAUAAAGAUGAGAUUAAUGGUGAUGAGAGUGUAAACGUCGAUGGUGGUGAUGCGGCGGAGGAGGGAGAGGAAGAGGAGGAGGAGAACACGGUGGAGCAUUUAAAAUUCAAGUUUCCGACAUUCGAUGAGUUUAGCCGGCUCAGUAAAGAAAGUGGUGAUGCAUUGAAUUCGGAGGUGGUCCCUUGUGCAACUGUUAACAUGUAUCAGUUCUCAUCUGGGAAGAGCUUCGUCAGCGCUUUUAUUGACGAGGCUGAGACUUUCCCGGUUAAGGAGGGUGAAAUCGACUGCUCGUUUGAGAAAACAGAGGCUUCUGAAGCUGGGAAUUCGGAGGAGGACUUUGAUCAAACAGGUUGCGUUCAUGUUGAUGAUAGAGGAAAGGAAAUUGAGGUCAGUGAUGGAGAGAAAAUUGAGGAAGAGGGAUUUUCUGAGAAGUUGCAAUUAGUUGAGGAAUGUCGAUUGGAUUCGGAGAAAAGUUCCGAGGUUAUGGAUUGUGAUUCGGAGUCGACUAGUUUUGAUCAUUUGCGUUCGGUUAUGAACCAUUUGGUGGAUUCUUACAGCGAUGGAUUCUUGUCGGAUGGAGAUUUUGGUGGAGGAUUUGAUGUGGAUGAUGCGAUGGAUUCGGAGAGUGAAGUGUCUGGUUUCGAAGAAACCGAUGAAUUUGAUGACGAAGAUAGUGAUAUAAUGGAAGAGUUAAAGAAGCUAGAAGAUGAUGGUAGCAAUGUUGAUGGAUUGAAACAAGAUUUUGAUGAUAGCAAUGUUGAUGGAUUUGAACAAGAUUUUGAUGAUAGCAAUGUAGGCAAUGUUGUUCCUACCAAUGGUGAUGAUGAUGAUGAUGAGAAGUUCACGUCUAAGGAUUCAUCGGUGUUGGAUUCUGAGGAUCCGAGCAAGCUGGAGUUGCUGUGGGAGCAUCAAGAGCUAAUCGAGCAGCUGAAGAUGGAGCUCAAGAAGGUGAAGGCUACUGGCCUCCCCACCAUUCUAGAGGAUUCGGAGUCCCCCAAGAUAAGCGACGACUUGAAGCCAUGGCGGAUUGAUGAGUCCCAACGAGAGGAUUGCAUAGGCGAGCUUCAUAAGUUCUACAAGAGCUAUAGGGAGAGAAUGCGCAAAUUCGACAUCAUAAACUACCAGAAGAUGUAUGCCAUGGGAUUUCUGCAGCUAAAGGAUCCUCUACAGUCGAUAUCGAAGCAGAAACGGGCGCCAACGCUCAAAUCACUCGUGUCCCAAAACCUAUGGCUGUCGAAACACAAGAUCCACGGGAGCGACCCGAUGAAGAAGUUCGUGGAGGAGCUGCAGGGCGAUCUUGAGGCAGUGUACGUCGGGCAGAUGUGCCUCUCGUGGGAGUUCUUGCACUGGCAGUACGAGAAAGCCUGGGACCUGUGGGACACCGAUCCCCGUGGAAGGCGGAGGUACAACGAGGUCGCCAACGAGUUCCAGCAGUUCCAAGUGCUGAUGAACAGAUUCACCGAGGACGAGCUCUUUCAAGGCCCGAGGGUGCAGAACUAUGUCAAGACCCGGUGUGCUGUCCGCAACCUUCUUCAAGUCCCCGUCAUACGAGAGGACAACUUGAAAGACAAGAGGAGGGCAGAGAAAAGAGACAUGGAUGAGUACAUUGUUACAAGCGACAUGCUUGUGGAGAUCGUCGAGGAGUCGAUACGAACGUUCUGGCGAUUCGUCCGUGCGGACAAGGAUUGUUCGGCUGCAGGGACGAGCAAGAAAACACCCGAGCUUCCCAGCCAAGAGGAGCAUAAGUUGCUGGUGGAGAUCAGGAAAGAUCUUCACAAGAAGGAGAGGAAGCUGAAGGAGGUGCUGAGGAGUGAGAAUUGCAUUUUAAGGAAGAUCAGAAGGUAUAGGGAAGAAGAUGAUUCGGACCAAGUUCUGUAUUUUUUCUCUCAAGUGGAUAUGAAGUUAGUUUCUAGAGUUUUGAAUAUGUCCAAAGUGACAAGGGAGCAAUUGAUAUGGUGUAAUAACAAGCUAGGUUCAAUUAGUUUUGUGAAUAGGAAAUUACAUGUAGAGCCUGACUUCUUGCUCUUUCCUUGUUAGUUUUAGUACUUUAUCUACUUGGAAAUUAUGUUUUUUUGAUCAUUGUUAUUAACUUUUCGAGAUAUAAGUAAGGCCAUUGUAUUGGUAAAUAUUAGUGAAAUGAGAUAUGAGAUGAAUCAUUUAUGUUGUGGUA